AUGCACAUCGACCACAAGCCGUACAAUGCCAUCAGCAAAGUGCUGACAAGUGGUCUGGAAGCUUCAGAAAAGCUGAUGGCAGCCAAGAUCGAGUAUGCCAGGGUGCUGCGCGAAGUUCUUUGUAAAGCGCUGGGUUGGGAGCUGACAAAGCAUGACACGGUGAUCUUCAUCCAGGGUGACCUCAACAGCCGGACGGUCUUCGAUGACAACGGCGCCGGGAGCCAGGCCAAAGAUGUCCUCCUCGAGGUGCUCCACGACCCCCAGCUCAUGGCAGCGAUCGCCAGCGACCUGCGCUUGCCGCAGGGGCGAUGGCACGAGGUCGUUCCAUUUACUGGCGUCAACGAGAUGCCUGUCACAUACAAGGUGGAUCCGAAGAUGUGCAUCGCGAAGAAGGUCACCGUAGGUGACAUCCUCAACCGCGUGCAUGAUCCCGCCCAGCCAGCGCCGGACUCCCGCGACCCGACGCGACAGCUCGCCAGCGUGCACAGGCGCGAGUUUGGUCACGAGUGGGGCUUGAAGAAAGAUCCUGCCAAGGUGAAGCCCACUCAUUUCCCAGCCUUCACUGAGCGGGUGAUUUACUGGGCACCAGAUUCCUUGGCCGGCCAGAUAUCAUUCGUGCUUCCAGAUGGUGGCUACGAGAUCGUUGGCCACAUUGAUGGAAGCGACCACCGACCUGUGAGGUUGGAGGCCUUAAUGGUGCUGGGUCCAGGGCACAGGACCUUCGAGACCCUGCCCCCUGCAGAUUCGCCAGAGGUCAAGGACCUGACCCAGAAGCUGACAAGCCGUCGCUUUUUGGACAAGCUCAUCUGCAUGUCUGAGAGGGGGUCUGAUGACAGCAGCGACGAUGCAAUGGGCGGUCGCGCUAGUGAAUGGUAUGAAGUAGGCAUCUGA
This is a messenger RNA of Symbiodinium pilosum, 891 nucleotides long. NCBI's taxonomy places the organism in Eukaryota, Dinophyceae, Suessiales, Symbiodiniaceae. The record is from the annotation of a GenBank genome assembly.